GCAAAGCUUUUCCUGCGCCCAGCCCUGUGUCUUCACAGCUCUGUCUCUACACACUAACCACAUUUCUUCUUCCUUCCUCUUCUUCUUCUUCUUCAUUUAAUUCCCCAUUUUUCAGAGCUAGGGUUUGGAGGUGUGGAUUCACACUUUUCAGCUUUUCCCCACCUGUCUCCGAUACCGCCCUAUAACUUCUCUUACAAAUUUCUGUAAAAAAAAUUACACCCAAUUCUUAUUUUUGCAUUUAUUUAUAGAUUUAGAUCAUCAAUUUGUUGUAGCAUUUUUUUGGUAAUUAGUUUUCUGUUUAUAAAAUUGAGUGAUGGAUAAGAAGAGGAUUGCGGUUCCACUUGUUUGCCAUGGCCAUUCUCGCCCCGUUGUUGAUCUUUUCUAUAGCCCUAUCACUCCCGACGGUUACUUUCUCAUCAGUGCUAGCAAGGAUUCUAGUCCCAUGCUAAGAAAUGGAGAGACUGGUGAUUGGAUUGGAACUUUCGAGGGACAUAAAGGUGCAGUCUGGAGUUGCUGUUUGGAUACCAAUGGUUUACGUGCUGCUUCUGGUUCUGCCGAUUUUACUGCGAAAGUGUGGGAUGCAUUAACAGGGGACGUGUUGCACUCAUUUGAACACAAACACAUAGUUCGUGCUUGUGCAUUUUCAGAGGAUACUCAUCUUCUACUCACCGGGGGAGUAGAGAAAGUCCUCCGCAUUUUUGAUUUGAAUCGACCAGAUGCGCCUCCAAGAGAGGUUGACAAAUCUCCUGGUUCAAUCCGAACUGUUGCAUGGCUUCAUAGUGAUCAAACAAUACUAAGUUCUUGCACUGACAUAGGGGGUGUGAGACUAUGGGAUGUUAGAAGUGGCGAGAUAGUGCAAACCCUCGAGACCAAAUCAUCUGUGACUAGUGCUGAAGUGAGUCAAGAUGGUCGAUAUAUAACGACUUGUGAUGGUUCUACAGUCAAAUUUUGGGAUGCAAACCAUUUUGGACUAGUGAAGAGCUACGACAUGCCUUGUACAAUAGAAUCAGCCUCACUGGAACCUAAGUAUGGGAACAAGUUCAUUGCUGGAGGGGAAGAUAUGUGGGUUCAUGUAUUUGAUUUCCACACCGGCAGCGAGAUAGCAUGCAAUAAGGGUCACCAUGGUCCUGUGCACUGUGUGCGUUUUGCACCAGGAGGGGAAUCAUACGCCUCAGGAUCUGAAGAUGGAACUAUCAGAAUAUGGCAGACAGGCCCUUUGAUUCAUGACGACUCUGAAGGGCACGCAGCAAAUGGCACGGUUGAAAAGGUGAAGGUUGGAUCGCUCGAAAAGCUGAAGGUUGGAUCGCUUGAAAAAGUGAAGGUAACAGCAGAAGAAGUCGCACGUAAGAUCGAGGGCUUCCAUGUUGCAGACGAUAGGAAGAGCAAAGACAAGGAAGAACCCGUGAAGGAAUGAUAUGGCAGCACCGGCUGAGUAUCUAUUUUGGUGGUUUUCUUAUUUUGGGGUUAUGAAAUGAUGCUGAGGUAUAGAGUUUGCCUUAUUAUAAAUAGUUAAUGAUGCAUUGAAUAGAUAGGGUGGACCAUAUAUGUUUUGCAUUAGACUCUGCCUUUAAAGUUGUCCCACAAAAGCAUGUCUUAUAUCUUCAUGUUGACAGUGAAAAUCUGUAAACAUAUUAUAACUUCCAUUUGUAGGUUGUGAAGAACUAGUUCUGAGAUAUAUGCUCUCUGAUAAUCAAAACAUGUCCUCAACUUCCUUACUUCUAAGCAAA
Molecule: messenger RNA, 1727 nt
Organism: Mercurialis annua (annual mercury)
Lineage: Eukaryota; Viridiplantae; Streptophyta; Magnoliopsida; Malpighiales; Euphorbiaceae
Exons: 7
Coding region: 314-1414 (366 amino acids)
Biological process (GO): spliceosomal snRNP assembly
Cellular component (GO): SMN complex
Molecular function (GO): RNA binding; protein binding
Source: RefSeq, a predicted model, not a curated record